GUUGCUAUGUCAUGAUAAAGACAAUUUUAGACAUAUUCAUAUUUAUUCAUCGAUUUUAGGUAGAUAUUAAACGGAAAUGGCUAGGAAACUAAAUGAGGUUGAGAGUGAUUUACCCAAAAUAACAGGAAAAGAUUACCUAUCUCCAGUGAAGUUCGAACUAGAGAUACAACGCCAGAGGAUCUUGUAUAUCUUGCAUUCUGCUCUGAAAAAGAUGAGGGUUAUGGCUCGUCUACCUGAUAUGCUAAGAGACGACUGCAAAAUAUUGAAGCUUUUCUUGACACCAUCCGAAGUGGAUUUCGUUCAAUUUUCUUGUUCGAAAUACAUGCCAGGAGGACAAAUCGAUUCAUUGAAACAAAAAGAAAGUGUCGUUAAUUAUACCAAAGUUUUGAAUGAGAUAACCAUGAAUCAAUUAGAGGAAGAGGAUAAUGUUACCAGAGCUCUUCUAGGUACACUCGGUGACAAUCUGAGAGUGGACUAUCACAUAGCCCAAGUAAUCGAGAUAAUCAUGUCGAACGAAAAUCUCGUUAAUUACGUUGAGAGUAAUCCGGACGAAAUUUCUCAACCAGUUUUCAACCUUAUAGAAUGCCUGAGGCACUUAAAGUAUCUCAUCCAUGAAAAAUUAAUGAUUACAAGUAAAGAACAGAUGGAGACUGAUAAGCGUUUGAGGGUAGCUUACAAAUCGAACUUCGUCAUAACGCAAAACAUCAAACGUCUUCAAGAGCAAAUGAGCAAACAACAGAAAGAACUAGGAGCUGAACUAGAGAAGAAAAACGCCGUUUUGAAAUCUUACAACAGCAAACUAGAACAUCUACAGGAAGAGUUCCAAGCUGAAAUGAUGAAGAAAGUACAAAAGUCCGAGAAACAAAUGAUGACCGACUCCUUCAACAGCGAAGCUCGUCAAGUUGAGUUAGAGCAUGAAGCUCAUGACGCUGCAACGCAAUAUGCGAACCUCCUGGACAGCAACCUAGCUGAGGAAGGUCAGCUUAGGCAGAAACGUAACAAGGUUGAAGCCCAACUUGCCAGUUGGUUGUCCAAAUACGACAAUGACGUGGGGGAGAAACAAACUGAACUUGAGGCUCUAGAGAAACAGUAUAACGAUAUGAAGACUGAAUUUGAAGAACUGUUGGAAAAAUUCAAUGAGCAGACGAAGGAAUACGAUAUUCUAAUGGCAGAAAAGGAAGAAGAAGAACAAAGGAUAUUCGAGGAGAUGGCAAUGGACUUCCUGAGGAAUAGAUCAGCCAGAAGGAUACAGCGGGCAUGGAGAGCAUACUGGCAAAGGAAACUUGAAAGAAGAAAAGCAAGAAAGGCGGGCAAGGGGAAAGAUAAGAAGAAGACCAAGAAAGAAGUACCCAAACUUGAUCGAAAAGGGGACGCUAAUGCUGUGUUGCAAAAAACCUUCAAGAAGAAGGAUUAUCUUUUCGAAGAAAUGGACACGACUAAACAGUUUUCUUCUGCUCCUGUCCAAGUUGACUUGUCUUGAAUAGGACGAUAGUUUUAUUGAGUAAUUUGUUAUAUUUUUAUUUUUUAUCUUAUUUUUAUUUCGAAUCAUUUACAGUUAUUUUUUUAUAGAGAGCGCUUGAAAACUGAAUCAGAAAAUCAAAUAUAAUAUUUAAAUAGUA
Coccinella septempunctata (seven-spotted ladybird) is the source of this 1619-nucleotide messenger RNA. RefSeq names its product dynein regulatory complex protein 10-like. NCBI's taxonomy places the organism in Eukaryota, Metazoa, Arthropoda, Insecta, Coleoptera, Coccinellidae. The coding region runs from base 77 to 1480 and encodes 467 amino acids. Gene Ontology annotation, molecular function: protein binding. The record is from RefSeq and is a predicted model, not a curated record. The transcript is spliced from 8 exons.